UCUCACUUCUCAGCGGGGACCGGAGGAGUUACUGUGUGCAGGCACCGGGCGCUCUGCUCCUCUGCACACGCUGAGCCGACGCAGGGUCUCCAGCACCAUGAGCAGUGUUCGCCACCACCUUGGAUUCUUGCUCCUGGCUGAAGCGGUGCUGUGUGCUGCUGCCACACGGUUUCAAGAUGUGCUGAGCCAUGGAAGUACUUCUCCUGUCACAUCCUACAAGAAGCUACAAGGCUGGUCUAGUGAUCAAAAUAAAUGGAAUGAAAAGCUUUAUCCUUUCUGGGAAGAAGGAGAUCCCAGAUGGAAGGACUGCUGGAAAGGCGGAAGAGUGACAGCGAAAUUGGACACUGAUAGCCCAGCACUGGUGGGAUCCAACAUGACCUUUGUUGUGACUCUCCAGUUUCCCAGGUGCCAGAAAGAAGAUAAUGAUGGCAACAUAAUAUAUGAGAGGAACUGUACCAAGGAUCCUCCAGCUUCCCAGGAUCAGCAAGUCUAUGUCUACAACUGGACUGAGUGGAUCAACAACUGCAGCUGGGAAAACUGCACAAGCAACCACAGCCAUAACGUAUUCCCAGAUGGGAGACCUUUUCCUCAUUAUCCUGGCUGGAGGAGAAGGAACUUUGUCUACAUGUUUCACACGUUUGGUCAGUACUACCAAAUAACUGGACGAUCUUCAGCAACAUUUUCAGUCAACACAGCAAAUAUCACUCUUGGCAAACACGUGAUGGCUGUAUCCAUUUACAGGAGAGGGCACUCAGCCUACGUUCCAAUUGCAAGAGCCAGUGCCAUCUACGUUGUAACAGACAAAAUUCCAAUAUUUGUGAGUAUGUUCCAAAAACAUGACCGCAACAUCUCAGACUCCAUUUUUAUCAAAGACUCACCAAUUACAUUUGAUGUGAAGAUUCAUGAUCCCAGCUACUAUCUUAAUAAUUCUGCCAUCUCCUACAAGUGGAACUUUGGAGAUGGAAGUGGCUUAUUUGUAGCAAGCAGUCCCACUACAUCUCACACCUAUACUCUGCAAGGCAACUUCACUCUGAAUUUAACUGUCCAAGCCAUUAUACCUGUACCUUGCAGACCAGUAACACCCACUGCACCACUGCCCACCUCAGAAGUAACGACUGGAGCAUCUUCUGAUUCAGACUCCUCUACUGCUGUCGAGUUAAUGGAAGAUAAUCCUGAUGGAGGUUGCCAUAUUUACAGAAAUGGAUUCUACAGUACUGGUAUCUCUGUCGUAGAGGGAAUCCUUGAGGUAAAUAUUAUUCAGAUGACAGAAAGUCAAGCUGAAAACUCACUGGUUGACUUUGUUGUUACCUGCCAAGGGAGUCUCCCCACAGAUGCCUGCACAGUAGUUUCUGACCCCACGUGCCAGGUGUCCAAGAGCGUGGUAUGUGACCCCAUCAUCGUCACUGAUGAAUGCUUACUCACCAUCAGGAGAGCUUUUGAGGAACCUGGAACAUACUGUAUAAACAUCACCCUGGGGGACGACACAAGUCAAGCCCUUGCCAGCGCGCUGAUUUCCGUAAACGGAGGAUCGUCAUCAGGAACAACAGAAGGUGUCUUUAUCUUCCUUGGUUUGUUGGCAGUGUUUGCCACCAUCGGGGCUUUUGUUCUUUACAAGAGAUACAAGCAAUACAAGCCUAUUGAGAGAAGCACAGGACAAACAGAGAACCAGGAGGGACUAACUGCUUACUUCGGCAACUUCAAAGCAAUUUUCUUCCCUAGUAGCACUGAGAGAAAUCCUCUGCUGAAAAGCAAACCAGGCAUAGUUUAAACCUUUAGUCUAACACUGACUAUUAGAUUAUGUACAGACUCAUAUCUGAGCUAUACUUUAUGGGGUUUUCUUGUUAUAAAAAAACAGGGAGUAAGGCGAAAGGAAGUACAGAUGGGAUGGUAACCUUUGGGGGCUUGGUGCAAUUAGAAAUACUAAAAUAGUCUGUUGUAGAAAAUAAUUAGGUAUUUUUGAGCACUUGUUAUUCUUGUUUGCAAUCUAGGAUACACUCUUCUGAACAGCUAACCCCACCCCCCCCCCCACCCCCCACCCCCCCCUUUUAUCUGAGUUUUCUUAAAUCUAGGAUAACUACCUGCAAAACUAAAGAGAUUCAUAAUCUGGAGGGGGGGGUGGGGGUGGGUUAAUUUAAAAAAAACCAAACAAAACAAACCCCAAACCAACAACUUGUUAAUACUUAGUCUUAAACAGACAGCAUAGUAUAGCUGCUUACUGCCUUAGCAGGAUUCAUGGCUUUGCUGGAAAGAAAGGCACAGGGGGCAGGCACAUGUUGUCUGUGCAAUGAAACGUGCCAUGGCCCAUUCCCAGGCAUUGGCACUGAACCACUGACAGUUACACUGUUCAGGAGGUCCUAGCACAGUCUUGCCCCAGGCAGGCUAGCUCCCCACCAAGCAAACCCCAGAUUCUGGGAACCACCGGAGGCACUGUUCCCUACUGGGAGUUUGGCAACAGCCACCCUGUUUUGCGGAGUUCAAUAGCAUUGAAGCAGCUCAUUACAUGCCUGUCGGCCUCAGGGCCAGAAAACAGGGCUGGACACAUUUAGUUUCCUACUGGACAUGACUACCAGCGCACGAGUGUCACUAUAAACUAGACCACAAACACCCAAGUAACAAGAUGAGGCCCAUCUGCUUGGCUCUCCCUGUUGAAACUUUUACUCUGAGUCUCAUGUAAAGUCCUUAGCUGUAAUUGCUGAUGCUGUCUUUGCCUCCUUUGUUUCCGUUUGUCUUGAAACACUGGACUGGCACCACUGCUCCCCAGAGGGCAGAUCAUGUGUUCCGUGUACGAGAGUCAGCAGAACAGGGGUUCUAGCAGGAACAGGUAACAUUCAACUCCCUUUCCCCCUUCUCUUUCCAUUCUCUCCUGCUGCAAAUAUACAUCAGCUUCUGCUUGCUCCUCCAUCCCUCUCUUUGACCACUUAAUGAAAUAAAUGAAACCCCCAGUAUUAACUGGAGCACUAUGCUCCAGCUGCUGCUUUUGCGUUAUGCAACUUAAAAAGUGUAAACUUCUGCAACCUGAAUAUGCCUUCACUUGUUCACUCUAGCUGCAAUUCUGUGUUAAGAAAAUUCACGUUGAGGCCUUUCUCAAGUGAUCUGGUCUUCUGGCCGUACAUGCUCAUCACUCUGCAUUGUGGGGUUUCACAGUGCAAGACCAGAAGCAAACUACUGAAGGCUGGAUUACUGGAUGAUGAGAAAAGGAGAGCAUCUUAUUUGUAGAAGGGAAAAGGUUGCUAAAAAGGUUCACUGAAAUGAGAAAACAGACCAAAAAUGCUUUAAAUCAUUUAUUUUCCAUUACAGCCUUGCUAUUAAUAUUAAAGGUUAUAAUAAAAAUGAAAUAACUUUCAAUUGGCGGCUGGGCAAAUGACCUUACGCAAUCCAUUUCUAAACACCGGAUACUUUGAAGAUCUCUAUUUCAAUAUCAUUAUGUACUGUUUCUUGGAAGACCCCUGAUACAUACUGUUCUCAGUUCCUGAGGUGAUAUAUAAGCACAAACGUAUUUUCCUGGUAUCUUAGCAGACCUGUCAAAUGCUCGUCAUUUGUAAUCUGAAUCUAGUCGUCACCACCACUUCCCCAGUGUGCACAGACACCUCUAAAUGACUUCAGGAUAUAAAAAAAUGCAGAUUCAAACAUACCUGUGAGAUUAGUUCUUUAGUUCUAAAAUUUAACAGAUUUUUUUUGUUUCAAGGUUCUCCAGUUAUUUUCUUUUGUGGCCAUUUCAGUUAUAUUAUUAAAAGUGCCAUAUUUGCCAUUGAUCCAUCUUCCUCAUAUGUAACAUCCUAUUGUCUGGGGCAUCUAAAACUAUUCCCUGAUUUAAACAGAAAACACAUUUCCUGCAAAAAUUACUGCCUGAAUGCUACGUCCUCUGUUAUCAGUCAAACUGCUGACAGGAAGGACUGUAAUUUGUACUUGUUGCUCUAGCCUGGGGCAGGACAGGGGUUUAGUGGAAAAUUUAAGAUGACCUGUAAUGCAGCAUGAAAAAAUUAAAUCUGCCACAGCUAUAAUGCUCCGGAUCAGUGCUGAUGCAGGCUACCACUGACCCAGGCUACAUGCAGAAAGCGUCUUGCUUCAGCAAAACACUGAAUGUUAGUUGCUCAGAGAUAUCUUAAGCUUUUGCACAGAAAACAGUUUUCAGGCAUACUUCCCAAACUUUUUUAUCCUUUAACCUAAGUAUACAGAAUAGCCUGCACUAUCUUCCUUUAAAUAUCAUGUCAGAAUAAUACAUUUUUAUAAUUUGAUUUUGCCUUUUCAGCUGUAACUUCUAUUUCAUAUAUCUUUACUUUUAUACAAUGGAAUCUAACUGCUGCGCUGACAAAUAAACAAUUUAAUGAUUUUAAAGAGUACAUUUUCUUUGUCUCAGAUACUGUCAGAUAAGCAACUUUGAUGAGUUGGCUAAUUACUGAUCAAAGCAGUACCUACCUCCAGAAAACACAGCUGGAUUUGCCUUAAUCUUAGUUCACUUAUGCACAUCUGGCACUACCGCUGGUUAUCGAGCCAUUUUUGCAGCCUCCCUUCAAGUGUACUCAGAGCAAUGGCACCACGAACUUGAGAUGCAAAGAGACUUUCUUAACAACCAGAUGACUGCUGAGGAACCCAGUUUCAGAACAGAUCAGGAUACAAAUGAACUUUAUGGCUUUCAAAGACAAGAACAGCUAACAAACAAUAGAUCUGUGAAUGUCAGCAAAUAUUACAUGUUUCAGGCAUCCCCUUUGGAGAAAUAACAUCAAAAGAAUGACAUGAGACAUAAAUGUACAUCACCUUUAGAAAGAACAUCUUUUCAAAGGUCAUCAAGAGAAAUGGAAACAUUAGUUGGGUAACAAUUUGUUGCAAAUUAAGAAGUUAAGUAUUAUUUCAAACCACUUGUGUUGUUCCUUUCCCCUUUUCUUCUUGAACAAUUUUUAUAGCACACAGUUAAGAGACUCAUUAGAUGCAGCAUGUUUUUCCUCACAAAAAGUAUUUCUAAGGUGAAACUAAGGCUAAAAACCACCAGUCCCUGAAGGAACUGUAGAGGAAUCAAACUAAACUUUGCAAGAGACAACCAGACACUGACCCGUUGCUGUUGCCGACCACCCCCAGCCUUGCACAGAAUAGUCAAAUCUCCUUUAAAGCUAAAGCAUUUAUCACUGCAGGUCUUUACGUUCACACAAAUCUGCUUUUGAAGUCUUAGUACUGUUGUUUUACCAUCAUACUUGGCGAGGGAGGGAAAAGUAGGCCGAAGAGUAAUACUUCUAUGUUACUGUCAGUGUAAAUGGCAACAUCUCCGGGGGAAGGGGAUGAAGCGAAACAACUUUUACUCACAGUAAAUACAAAUGCUUGAACUUGUUUAGGUCAUAACCUUUUACCCUUGACAUAUGACCUUUAGGUCAUAACCUUUAACCCUGGACAACAUUCUCCACUGCAAAACAAACAGCAAGACUACUGCCCUGCGCCCAUUAACACUGGGAAUUAGGUAUAAAAUACGCUUCCCCAAGAAAACUGUAUUUGUUUCAAACCAGCUGCAGCUUUUCAGGCCAAACCAUAGGCUUUAAAAGGGAGCACAAGAUACGUGCCCAGGGUUUGUGUGGCAGUGCCCGCACUCUGCGUCUGCUCCUUCCCAGCGAACCAUCACAGCGGAGUGCGGGUCACCGGCCUCCGGGUCCCGUCCCUUCUACCGCCUGGUGGCUCGGACACCGCUCGGCAAACCCUGACGGGGAGCUCCGAACGGGGACCGGGAAGCCGAGGCCGAGCCGCGACGUCCGUCCCGCAAACCCAGCCCCCGCCCCGGGGCUCCGGCAGGGCAGCGGGGGCGCCCCGGGGCUGGGCCGCGCGGGGACUUCAGUCGGAGAGGAGCCGCUCCGGUAGGCGCCCGGCCCCGCGGGCC
Molecule: messenger RNA, 5857 nt
Organism: Falco peregrinus (peregrine falcon)
Lineage: Eukaryota; Metazoa; Chordata; Aves; Falconiformes; Falconidae
Gene: GPNMB
Product: glycoprotein nmb
Exons: 11
Coding region: 98-1768 (556 amino acids)
Biological process (GO): cell adhesion
Molecular function (GO): integrin binding
Source: RefSeq, a predicted model, not a curated record